CCGCCCGCAGCCCGGGAGCCGCAGUCGCCGCCGCCACUCCCGCUCCCUCUGCGCCGCUGCCGCCGCCGCCACCGCCACCGCCACCGCCACCGCCACAGGCUGAGUCUGCAGCCCCGAGGAGAUCCCAGCCAUCAUGUCGAUAACGAAGAUCUGGGCCCGGGAGAUCUUGGACUCCCGUGGGAACCCCACUGUGGAGGUGGAUCUCUACACUGCCAGAGGUCUUUUCAGGGCCGCAGUGCCCAGUGGAGCCUCCACUGGGAUUUACGAAGCCCUGGAGCUAAGGGAUGGGGACAAACAGCGUUACUUAGGCAAAGGUGUCCUGAAGGCCGUGGACCACAUCAACACCACCAUUGCACCAGCCCUCAUCAGCUCAGGUCUCUCUGUGGUGGAGCAGGAGAAGCUGGACAACCUGAUGCUGGAGUUGGAUGGGACAGAGAACAAAUCCAAGUUUGGGGCGAAUGCCAUCCUGGGUGUGUCCUUGGCCGUGUGUAAGGCAGGGGCAGCCGAGCGGGAAUUGCCACUAUAUCGCCACAUUGCUCAGCUGGCUGGGAACUCAGACCUCAUCCUGCCUGUGCCGGCCUUCAACGUGAUCAAUGGUGGCUCCCAUGCUGGGAACAAGCUGGCCAUGCAGGAGUUUAUGAUCCUUCCCGUGGGUGCCGAGAGCUUUCGUGAUGCCAUGCAACUUGGGGCGGAGGUCUACCACACGCUCAAGGGGGUCAUCAAGGACAAGUAUGGCAAGGAUGCCACCAAUGUGGGAGAUGAAGGCGGCUUUGCCCCCAACAUCCUGGAGAACAGUGAGGCCUUGGAGCUGGUGAAGGAAGCCAUUGACAAGGCUGGCUACACGGAAAAAAUUGUCAUUGGCAUGGAUGUCGCUGCCUCAGAGUUUUAUCGUGAUGGCAAAUAUGACUUGGAUUUCAAGUCUCCUGCUGACCCUUCCCGAUACAUCACUGGGGACCAGCUGGGGUCCCUCUACCAGGACUUUGUCAGGGACUAUCCUGUGGUCUCCAUUGAGGACCCCUUUGACCAGGAUGACUGGGCUGCCUGGUCGAAGUUCACGGCCAAUGUAGGGAUACAGAUUGUGGGUGAUGACCUGACGGUGACCAACCCAAAGCGUAUCGAGCGGGCACUGGAAGAAAAGGCCUGCAACUGCCUGCUGCUCAAGGUCAACCAGAUCGGUUCAGUCACUGAAGCUAUCCAAGCGUGCAAGCUGGCCCAGGAGAACGGCUGGGGGGUCAUGGUGAGUCAUCGCUCAGGGGAGACUGAGGACACCUUCAUCGCAGACCUGGUGGUGGGGCUGUGCACAGGCCAGAUCAAGACUGGGGCCCCGUGCCGUUCUGAGCGUCUGGCUAAGUACAACCAGCUCAUGAGAAUUGAGGAAGAGCUGGGAGACGAAGCUCGCUUUGCCGGACACAAUUUCCGCAAUCCCAGCGUGCUGUGAUCCCUCUACUCUCCUGGAGACUUGGACCCCCUCCACCCUCCUGGAACCCCUUCCUGUCCUGCUCUGUGAUACUUCACCCCAGACACCCCAGCUGACCUGCCGCACGGCUCCUGGGCUUGUCCUACCCCUGCUGUCUCUACUCUCCCGCUCUGGGUUUCACACUCUUCACUUCUCCCUUCCUUUUCUCUCUCCUCAAAGACUGGCCACAGGACUGAGGAUUAUAAGGGGGUCCGUGGAAGAAUGAUCAGGGUCUGUGACAGGGGCAUCAGGGUUGGCUGCUGAGGUGUUCAGGGAGGGGCCCUGGGUCACUUGCACUUUGCACCUGUUCCAUGUGUUUUCCAUGUUGCAGAUGAGCCAGGCACUACAUGGUGCUGAGGUGGAGGGAGGUGCUGGCUGCUGGGCAUGCCUGCCCUAAGGUUUUAGUGUGUUAUUUAUUUAUUAAUUUAUUUUUCACUCAUCCUGUUGAUUAUUCAUUUCCUCAUGACUCCAGGGCCAAAAACUGGCCUGACUGGAGGGGACUAUGUAUUUCAUAUGGCUAUAGAUUCUGAGAUGGUCUGGGAUGGAAGUCUUGCUGGAAUGCUGAAGGGAACAGAAAAAGGCCUUGCUGGCAGUUCCUUUGUGUGUAGCAACCCUUCACUGAAGCCUGGCUGGGGUCAGAGAUGGGGCUGUGCGCCUGGGGACUCUUCCCCGGAACUCUCUUCCCAGCCCUACCUUCCCUGUUCUUUCUCCAGCUGCCCCAGAGCAAGGUCUUGCUCCCACCAUGCCAUGUUCCACCGUUCCCACCACCUCUGACAUUGAAAUGAGCACCACCAUUAAAGUCUGAAUCACAGUGCA
Molecule: messenger RNA, 2272 nt
Organism: Myotis myotis
Lineage: Eukaryota; Metazoa; Chordata; Mammalia; Chiroptera; Vespertilionidae
Gene: ENO2
Product: enolase 2
Exons: 12
Coding region: 134-1438 (434 amino acids)
Biological process (GO): glycolytic process
Cellular component (GO): phosphopyruvate hydratase complex
Molecular function (GO): magnesium ion binding; phosphopyruvate hydratase activity
Source: RefSeq, a predicted model, not a curated record